AUGCCAGAAGUGGGGGUUUAUCCUUCCCAAGAAAUUAAUGCUUUUGCCACCGGUCCAGCCGGUAAUACUUUAAUUGCUUUUUCCAGUAAUUUAGUUAAUGCUAUGAGCCUCCAAGAAAUUAGAGGGGUGGUCGGCCACGAAUUAUCCCACCUUAUCCAUUAUGAUAUCGCCCGGAUUUUGUUAGUGCAGGCAAUAUUUGACGUUAUUCAUUUAAUACUUAGUGUUUUAAUUGCUUCGUGGUUAUUUCGGCCCAGUGAAGAGGAGAGAAGAACAGGAGAAUCUAAUUUCAUUAAGUUCAUUUUUAAAGUUAUACUUUUUCGGAUAAUCACGGCCAUUUUACGUUUAAUUGUAGACGGAGUAGACUUAACUGAAGACGAAAAUGUUCAACAAGGCGAACCUAACUCAAUUUCUUUAUUAAAAUUCAAUCCUGAAAAGAAAAAAAGGGGAUUACUUGAUUUAUUUCGCACUCAUCCUACUUUGGAAGAGAGAAUUGAGCGACUAGAAAAGUUGAAAAAGCAGCGAAAAUUACCUGUUUUUAUUAAUAAUGCUACUUCCGAUUCUCCUAGUGGUCUGGGCAAGGCUUUUAGUAAUGUGCUCGGUGCUUCACCGGCUCUGAAAACGAUAAUAAAUGAGUUGAUUGGACCCAAUUUCAGUUUGGAUUUUCUUUUCUGGUUUAUUCUAGUCUGA
Diversispora eburnea is the source of this 687-nucleotide messenger RNA. Lineage: Eukaryota; Fungi; Glomeromycota; Glomeromycetes; Diversisporales; Diversisporaceae. The record is from the annotation of a GenBank genome assembly.